UAUAAAUAGCCCGAUUUUUCCUCAACUCAAACACACCUCUUCCAACCCUAAAUCAGUUCAAAACACCUUCUUUCUUCCUCCAUUUUCGAGCUCCAAAGGUCUUAGAGAGAGAGAAACUUCAAAUCUUCAUAUCUUCUUCAUUUUAGCUCCAAAUUAUGUCUGGAGGAAGACGUGACGAUCCCAUUUUCGAGGAGCCACCACUAGGACGGGAAGACCCGCCACCUCAGCCUGAUAUCCCAUUUGCUACUAUUGCUGAUCGCAGACGCUUCCAGGCAUGGGGGCAAUACCGCACACUCCUUCCUCCCAUGAUCCUGGACCCGACGAUGCUAGAGGAAUGGGGGUACUGGGAUGACAUUGAUGCCCUGCUAGGAGACUCUUUAUGGCGGAGGAUUCUAUUCGUUCAGGAGAGGGCCAGCCUUCCAUUGACGAUGGAGUUUCUGUGCUCCGUUCAGUUCACUCAUUACGGACAGGCUGUGCAGGAGGGUGCUGUUAUUGGGUCAGAGUCUCGGAUGAGGUUUACUAUUCUAGGCAUGGAGCACUCCAUCACUGUGGCUGAGCUCGGAUGGAGGAUGGGGCUCUAUACCCCAGCAUACACACAGACUGAGGAGUUCCGUGCUCUUCCGACCCGCUUACCCGAGGCAUUUGACAUUGAUGAGUUCUGGCACAGACACUCCACAGACACCAGAUCAUUUCUCCGGAUGCACCCCCAUUCGAACAAAUGGAGGGAGACUCACUGGUACAUACUCUCGUUCGUACUUUCUUGUGGUUUUUUUGGACGACCUAACAACACAAACAGGUUGUCCAAAAAGGACAUACUAUUCUUUUGGAGUUUGAUUCACCGCAUCCCGGUGAAUAUGGCUGUCCUUAUGGCUCGUUUCUUCCGGAGCCAGGGGAAGACUGUGCGGCGCACUAUCCAGGCAGGGCCUUUCAUCACUACCCUCGUUAGAUCCUUCUACCCAGAUCUAGACAUUCCAGGGCUAUCACAUUUACAGGAGAGCAUUCGCGUUCUUCGAUCCUCAUCCUUUACCAACAUGAGGAUCAAGAAGAAGCGGAAUACUCAGGAGCUCCCAGGUAUUGAGCAGCCGACCCAGCAGAGUAGUUCUUCUCGACCCUCAGGACAUGAGGGAUCUAGCGAGCCCUUUUCAUACAUGCCUAGCGCCACAGAUUGGAGAGCGAUGAUGGAUGGGAUGAGGAGUCUACAGACCUCAGUUUCAGAGAUGCGGGUUGCACAGGACAGAGGACUCCAGGAGAUGCGAGAGGCGCAUGAGACGGCCCUGGGAGAGUUCAGAGACUUUCGAUUAGCUCAGGAGAGAGCCACCCAGGAUAUGCAGGCGGAGCUAGAGACCCAGAGGCUAGAUAUUGAUGAGAUGAGAGAUUGGCUUAGGCCACACUAUGGCCCCCAGGAUGGCGCAGGCGAUGUUUAGAUUUGCUUCUUCCUUAACAUUUUUAUCAUGUUUGUUUGUUCUUCAGGUUGGACAUUGCGCUGCUCUUUUGACUUGAAUGCUCUUACAAACUGACUAUGGAUGAUGUAAGGAUUUUAAAAAACCAUUUUACUCCUGUUUCAUUAUUUCUCUUCACAAAAUCUUUUCAAAACUCAAGUGUGAGGAGGUUGCGUUUUACACUCAAAAGUCAAAACCUUGUUUUAGAACAAUCUUUUUACUAUUUUUGAUAUGAAACAUUAAUUUCUCAAUUUGUUAUCAAUUCACAAAAUAGUUUAGAAAAUCACCCUUAUUAUAAGAAUUUACUAUUAUUAUUAUUUUUGAAAACUUAAAAUUGUUAUGGGUUUUUGGUUGCGAAUGUAAAGGUCUGAAUUUGUUUUAAUUGGACAUUCAUUUUUUUUCAUAAAAAAAAAAAAUGUUACUAUUAAUAAACCUCUUCAAAACUCAUUGUUAUAGGACAAUUCCAUCUCCGAAAAGGGGCUCUGUUUCAUUCGUUAAUCACAGUCUGUGAGAAUGAAAUAUGCAUUUACCAUGGGAUAACACCGCCAACAAGAGUGAAAAAGAGCAAAAAAAAAAAAAAAAAAAAAAAAAAUGGUGAACAAGAUGAAUGUCCAAAUUAGAAUAAUGAAAACCUUGGGAUAAGGAAUUGAUCGGUGGUUUAACAUAAUCAAUAGUUUUCUUCAGUAAUAAUAAUAGUAAAUUCAUAUAUCUUGGGUGAUUUUUCUAAAAUAAAAAAAAUUGAGAAUAAAAGAGAGGUUUUUGUUUCUACUUCUUUAAUAGCAAUUCGAUUGUGAUAUAGUCAGGUUUUCCCUUUUUGAGUGUGUUUCCAACUAAUUCGUCGCUUGAGGACAAGCAACGCUUAAGUGUGAGGAGAUUGAUAAGUCCAUUUUUGUACUUAUUUUUCUUAUCAAAUUUAAGCGAUUUUUGAUUGAAAAUAGAAAGAAAAGGCAUGUUUUAGAUAUUUUGGUUCAAAUUUUAUGAAAUCAGGUGAAAACCACAUUCAUCGUAUGUUUGUCGGAAUUUCGGGUCAAUUGAGCACAAAAUGAGCCAAUUCGAGCAACAAAUGAUAUCAUACCGAAAGAAGGAGACAUUAUUUCAAGGUGGUCCAGAAGACAAUAUUGAAGAGCACAAAAUAAGGAACAAGCCGGACAAAUAAUCUCAAAGGCGGCCGUGCAGGCGGCCACAAUGAAGGCCUUCGCGGCCGCCUACGGUAUUUUUGGAAAGUCAAACCUUGACUUUGACCGGAUUCGGAAAAGACCGUAGGCCGCCGACACUGGACGGAAGGCGGCCGCCUACGGUGACCGCCUGCGGCAGAAGACGACGAAGCAACCACCGGCCGGUGGGAUUUGACGGCAGGCGGCCAGACAGGAACGGCAGGCGGCCGCCUGCUGGACCGCCUGCGGCGGCCGGGAUCCGCCGGGAUCCGCCGCGAUCCGAUUUGACCGUGAAACGACGGCAGGCGGCCAAUUUUGGUGGAAGGCGGCCGCCCUCUGUGGCCGCCUACGGCUGACGGAGACCAGCCCACGCGAAGUUGCCGGCGAUUCGACGGCAGGCGGCCAGUUGCUGCCGGAAGGCGGCCGCCUGCCCGGGCGCCUUCGGUGAAAUUUCUCCUAUAAAUAGCCCGAUUUUUCCUCAACUCAAACACACCUCUUCCAACCCUAAAUCAGUUCAAAACACCUUCUUUCUUCCUCCAUUUUCGAGCUCCAAAGGUCUUAGAGAGAGAGAAACUUCAAAUCUUCAUAUCUUCUUCAUUUUAGCUCCAAAUUGCCCAACACUCAUUUCAAAAAGUAUAGUGGUCAUUGUACUUGUCAAAUGCUUCCAAGUAUUGACCUCCCCUUCACGAGGGAGGCCACAUCACAGUUUCAGGUAGGGGAUAAAGCUCACUAUCAUCGCCUGUUGCUUUGGGAAGCUCGAGGAGAGAAGACGUGGUUCGUGCUUCCUCCGUUUCUAUUUUAAAAAUAUUUAAAUGAAUGCUCAUGAAUAUUAUUUUAUGAAUAAUUAUUUGGGCUUGUAUGCCCGUGUUUGCCACGUGUGGCUUGAAUACUUGUAUUAAUGUUUCCGCUGCUUAAUUAAAUAUUUUAUAUUAUGAUUGUUUAUGGA
Messenger RNA from Cuscuta epithymum, 3539 nucleotides. Lineage: Eukaryota; Viridiplantae; Streptophyta; Magnoliopsida; Solanales; Convolvulaceae. The record is from the annotation of a GenBank genome assembly.